GCAUUUAUAUUGACGCAGAGAGCGCGAGGGCGCACAGUGAAGCACCUUGACUCUGCGCUUCUCGAAGGGGAAGGAAACUUGGGGAAAAGAAAAAAACAACAACACAACACAACAUCUUCAGCACCAGUCUGUCCCCUCUUCACUUUUUCUUCAGCGGACUUUACAACUGCAACUUUUGCAAUCAUUCCCCACAACCAAAACCAGUCGUGGCACAAACUACCGCCCUUCGCCUUCAGGGAUCCUGGUCGGUCCUCCAUGAAAGAGGCAGUGCGACAGCUAACUUGGGGAAACGAGAUGUCUGCGACCGUCUUAUCAGCUUUCUACGACAUGGACAUGCUUUACAAGCAGGAUAAAAGCAUGAACAUGAACGCCCUCCACAUAAACAGCAUGCUGGACAAGAAGGCGGUGGGGGCUCCGGUGACGACUCCCAGCUCCGGCAGCUCCUUCACGCCAGGAUUUUUCCGCAGAAACUCGACCAGCAACAUGGAGGCGAUGAACAACGGCAACAAGUACUCGAUGUGCUCCUACGGGAACCUGAAGGAGAACACGCCGAACAGCAGCAGCAGUAGCAGCAGCUGCAGCGCCACGGCCCUCAUGAACAAGGAGAACAAGUUCCGUGACCGCGCGUACAGCAGCGAGAGCGGAGAGCGCGGCGUGCUGCAGCAGAAGCCCAGCUCUCAGAUCAACUCCACCCGCUACAAGACAGAGCUCUGCCGGCCCUUCGAGGAGAACGGCUCAUGCAAGUACGGGGAGAAAUGUCAGUUCGCUCACGGCUAUCACGAGUUAAGAAGCCUGUCCCGCCACCCUAAGUACAAAACUGAGCCGUGUCGCACCUUCCACACCAUCGGUUUCUGCCCCUACGGUCCCCGGUGUCACUUUAUUCACAACGCUGAAGAGCGCCGGCCAGCUCCGGCCGCCAACGCUAACAUGGUGCAGCAUCCAGCGGAGCCCAGGUCGGCCCGCGAGCUGUGCGGCUACGGUCAGAGGGAGCUGCUGCCACCGCAACAACAGCAGCAGCAGCAGCAGCUCAGUUACACCCAGAGGGACAGACCAAAGCUCCACCACAGUCUCAGCUUCUCCGGCUUCUCCACCCACCACGGACUCGAGUCUCCCCUGCUCGACAGCCCCACGUCCCGGACCCCACCGCCUCCCACCACCGCUUCCUCCUCCUCCAGCUUCUACGAGGACGUACUCUCUCCAAACUCUGUGUCCUGCAUCAACAGUGCCUUCAAUUUCCCCGGGCAGGACUUAAAAGCCUUGCUGGCCCCGUUGGCUGUUCACGGCCCCAGCGGCUACGCCAACAACCACUCGGUCGGUGCCUACUACGGGCUGCAGAGCAGCAUGUGCCCUCCCUCCCCUCCCACCUACAACAUGAGCCACUUGCAGGCGCUGCGCCGCCUCAGCGAGUCGCCGGUGUUCGAGCCUCCUCCCAGCCCGCCAGACUCGCUCUCUGACCGGGAGAGCUAUGCGAGCGGGUCCCUCAGCUCUUCCGGGAGCCUCAGCGGCUCUGAGUCUCCUACUCUGGACGGUGGAAGACGUUUGCCAAUCUUCAGCAGGCUGUCGAUUUCUGAUGACUAAUUUGAUUGAUUCAUACUUUUUUUGUUUUCACUCGGAUUUAUGGACGGAGGUCUGGGGGGGAGGUAGACUGUCCUUCAAACCCCCCUCACCCCUUUUUCAGCAGCUUCCACCCUGCUGAAGUGCCUUUGAGCAAGACUGUUGAGUCCCUACAAGCUCCAGUGGUGCUGACCCUGCUCUGACCUCCCUGGUGGGGGGCAAGAGGAGAGAAUCUCACCCCCAGGGAUCAAUAAAGCUUCACACAGUUUAAAGUGUCCUUGACCUGGCAUUAGUUUAGUAUUUUUUUGUUUGUUUUUUUCUUUAUGUAAUAUAGCUGUAUUAAAACUUAGAUAGCAAACAGAAGGCAUUCCAUCAGUGCCUUGCCCAAGGGCUCACAGUAGCCCCCUCUCCCUUUUGCUCUAUCAGGCAAGCCACACUUUUCCUGGGAUUAGAUGUGUGUGUAACAUGACUUGACAAGAAGAAGAGACUAAGCGGUUUCAGAUUUCCUCCCAUCCUGCCAAGAAUAUGCCUUUGACUCAAAGUAACAGUUUUUCCUUUUUAUUAAAGUGUGUUUUUCUUCUUUCCUCUUUUUGAAAGCUUCAACUUCCAUUCCAGACCUGUUUUCUCCCAGCGCCACCCAGUGGUUCGUUUGGUUAGUCUAGUUUGUUGCUUGGUUUAAAAGCACUCUUGAGUUGGGUUUGUUUGGGGAAAUCACUGCUGAUGGUUGAACAUAUAUUUUUUUAGCUGUUUUUGAGUGAUUUGCAUAGCGGUGCAUAACUGGCUAUGGACUAUUUAACUUAUUUAUUAUCUUGUGAAAAAAGUAUAGGCUACAUUGGUAAUUUGUGUCCAUACUGUAUUUAUCAAGUAUGAUGAAGCAAUAGAUCUAUAUUCUUUUAUGUUUAAAUUAUGAUCGCCAUUAUUAAUCUGCAUAAAGUGGAGUGUAUGUUCUUUUCACAGUAAUAUAUAUAUUUUGUUUUUUUUCUCCUUUUUUGUAACUUCACUUGGUAUUUUUAUUGUAAAUGAGUAAAAAAAAAAUCUUAAUUUAAGAGAACGUAUGUGAUAUUUAUUUCAUUAAUUUUGUUUCCUUGUUUACGUUUAUUAAAGUUUGCGUGAUUGCUGUUUGCUCCUGAGGUUGUGUGUCAGUGCUGUAGAAGGCUUUUUUUUGUCCCUAUUUAGAUGCAUCUGUAGAAUGUAUAAACAAUGGUUGUACAGACCGUCCAACCCUUUUUUUUAUCUAGAUCAGACUUCAGUGACAAAGAACCCAAGUCAAUAAAUUAACCAAAAAGUAUUUUCUUUUUUGUUUUUCUCUCUGUUUGCACGAGGUCACACUGUGAUUCCAGCCACGUGCUAAAGAAUGUAGCAAUCCCUUGUGCCCCAGUAUUAUUGUGUAGUGCCUAAGGGGUUCACCAUCUUGACAUGCCUUAAAAUUAACCAAAUAAAGUAUUUUUCCUACAUGGCAUCUUUUUAUACACAGGUUGUACUGAAUGUAGUGUUGGAUUCUGAAAACAUUUUUUUAAGGUUGUUACCACUCUGAUAAACAACCAUAAGUUCUGUCUAAGUCCCCGUCCCUCUUGUUUGAGUUCCCUUUUUUUUUCUUUUCUUUUUUUAUGAUAUUGGAAUCUAGUCUGAGUCUUGAGUUUGCUGGAGAGGGAAGUGGAUGAACACGUUUGGUUUGUACAUAGUAGGUACAGGGGGAUGCACACUAUGUACUUUUGACUACUUUAUCAGAAGUAAAGCUUUUUGAAUGUAACAAAAAAAAAAACGGACAAAAAGGCAACGAGAGUUGUAAUAUUUUUUUGGGGGAGUCGGUUCACUACAAAUUGAGUGUGAGACUGUUAACUUUGUACUGUACAUUUUUUGUAGUUCUCCCAAUAAAAAUAAUUUUUUGAAACA
Messenger RNA from Solea senegalensis (Senegalese sole), 3447 nucleotides. RefSeq names its product zinc finger protein 36, C3H type-like 2 (gene zfp36l2). Bases 256 to 1578 code for a protein of 440 amino acids. The transcript has 2 exons. The record is from RefSeq and is a predicted model, not a curated record. Gene Ontology annotation, molecular function: metal ion binding; mRNA binding. Lineage: Eukaryota; Metazoa; Chordata; Actinopteri; Pleuronectiformes; Soleidae.